Mytilus trossulus (common blue mussel) is the source of this 786-nucleotide messenger RNA. RefSeq lists its product as uncharacterized. The record is from RefSeq and is a predicted model, not a curated record. The transcript has 5 exons. The coding region runs from base 360 to 776 and encodes 138 amino acids. NCBI's taxonomy places the organism in Eukaryota, Metazoa, Mollusca, Bivalvia, Mytilida, Mytilidae.
CACAAAUAAAAAAGGUAUCUGCAAUAAUUAAGUUUGUGUAUUUAAUGCAAGACAUCAAAAGUUUUAUACAUUCAUUUACGAAUCGUUUUGAUAUCCAUGUUCAUCUAAGUGUGAACUCCUAGGGAAAGGUGUGGUUCCUUCAAUAUAAUGAGUUCCAAAAUGAACUGGUUGCGUGACAAGCGUGAACAUAACAUUUUUGAGAUACAUCUGACAGAAGAAAAAUAUUGGAGUGAGAUGGAUUAAAUAGUAUACGAGAUCUCAGCAACAGUCGUUAGCUGCAAAGGACGAUUGGCAGACCUUUGAGCAUUGUGACGUUCUUUGUAGCAUGCUUGGAAACAACGUUUCUUUUUCGUAAAGCUAUGGCGUUUACCACCAUGGGUAUACUGUCUUUCAAGGUAUUGUGGACAUAUUUUAAUUGUGAAGAACCGCAAUGGACGCUAUUGCACUGGAUAUUUGGAAAGCCACGUGAUGUUUGUCCUACCAUUGCAGAUUUGUUGCAGACAUUGUCUCUGUCAUUUCUUUUGUUCGCUAUAGUCUUCUGUAUGGUGUUAAAGAUUGUACCAUGGUCGAGAAAAGGAUACAUAUACUUGCAAAUAUUCGGAGAAACCGUUAGAUAUGCACGUGUGAUAAAAGAAUCGGCGGAGACCAAGGGCCCGAAUAGAAAAUCAAAAGAGGUGAUAGUUACAAUACAGUUGCCAUCAAUAUAUACCUCAGAUGUACGUGAAAGAAUACAGAUUCACUGUGAAAUAUUGCCGAGAGUAGCAACCAACGAUUGAUGUUUAAAUA